This is a messenger RNA of Diversispora eburnea, 403 nucleotides long. NCBI's taxonomy places the organism in Eukaryota, Fungi, Glomeromycota, Glomeromycetes, Diversisporales, Diversisporaceae. The record is from the annotation of a GenBank genome assembly.
ACAUAUAAUUUAUCCAGAUUAUAUUAGAGAUCAACAGUACUAUUUUAAAUGGAAAGGAGAAAGUAUCAAUACAAAUAUUAAGUCAUUUGUAAAAAGGAAAGAAGAAACUGAAUCAAUUACAUCAUGGUUUAUGCAACAUUGUAUUAAUAAAUGGUUAAAUAAAAAAAUUAUUGAAGAAACUAAAUGGAAAUGGUUGAUUCAAUCAUGGCAUGGCUCAAAAAUCACAUCUACCAAAACAGAUACAAGAGAUAGUGCAUUAAGAUCCUUCUCAUUAAAAUUGUUAAAUGAGGAACUACCUACAAUGACAACUCUACAUACAAGGAAACCUGACAUCUAUAUUAAACUGGAAUGUCCUUUUGUAGAAAUUAAAAAGAAACUAAUACACGUGUUUUCAUAUGUUUAG